This is a messenger RNA of Empidonax traillii (willow flycatcher), 3343 nucleotides long. RefSeq names its product 1-phosphatidylinositol 4,5-bisphosphate phosphodiesterase gamma-1-like. NCBI's taxonomy places the organism in Eukaryota, Metazoa, Chordata, Aves, Passeriformes, Tyrannidae. The transcript is spliced from 28 exons. Gene Ontology annotation, molecular function: phosphatidylinositol-4,5-bisphosphate phospholipase C activity; protein binding. The annotation marks the transcript as partial. Gene Ontology annotation, biological process: positive regulation of epithelial cell migration; lipid metabolic process; phosphatidylinositol-mediated signaling. The record is from RefSeq and is a predicted model, not a curated record.
AUGGGCCUGGAGGACAUCCAGGCGGCCGCAGAGCUGGGAAAAGUGGCAGACUGGGAUGGAAUUCCAGCACCCCUGGGAAGUGGGGAUUCCCCACUUCCACCUUCCUCUCUCUCUCUCUCUCUCCCCGCAGUCGACAUCCGGGAGAUCAAGGAGAUCCGCCUGGGCAAGAACUCCCGGGAUUUCGAGCGCUACCCCGAGGACGCUCGCAAGUUGGACUUCACCAUGUGCUUCAUCAUCCUCUACGGGAUGGACUUCAGGCUGCGGACGCUCAGCGUGGCCGCUUUCUGCGAGGAGGACAUCAACCUCUGGAUCACGGGGCUCAACUGGCUGGUGGCUGAUACCCAGAGGGCCCAGACCCCGCUGCAGAUCGAGAGGUGGCUGCGGAAGCAGUUUGAUGGGAUGGACCGGGCACGGGAGGGCAGCAUCACCGUGAAGGACCUGAAGGCGAUGCUGCCCCAGGUGAACUACCGAGUUCCCAACAUGAGAUUCCUGCGGGAUAAACUCGUGGAAGUGGAAGCCAGGAAUGAAAUGACUUUCUCCCACUUCAUCCAGUUCUACAAAAACCUGAUGUUUGACGCCCAGAAGUCGGUCAUCGAGCAGCUGGAGCUCUCCUUCCCUCUGAGGAACGUGGAUCGCCCCGAGCUCUGCCAGGUCUCCCUCUACGACUUCCAGAAGUUCCUGCUGCACGACCAGAAGGAAUCCUGGGCCAGCGACGUGGGCAUGGUGCGGGAAUACAUGUGCACCUACCUCAGGGAGAGCUCCGGCGACGCCGCCGAUCCCUCCUUCCAGCUGGAUGAGUUCCUCACGUACCUCUUCUCCAAGGAGAACAUGGUGAUGGACGCCAAGUACGAGCGCGUGGUGCCCGAGGAGAUGAACCACCCCCUGUCCCAGUACUGGAUCUCCUCCUCCCACAACACGUACCUGACAGGGGACCAGUUUUCCAGCGAGUCGUCCCUGGAAGCGUACGCGCGGUGCCUGCGGAUGGGCUGCCGCUGCAUCGAGUUGGACUGCUGGGAUGGCCCCGACGACCUCCCCAUCAUCUACCACGGCCACACGCUCACCUCCAAGAUCAAAUUCCUGGACGUUCUUCACACCAUCAAGGAACACGCCUUUGUCACCUCCGAGUUCCCCAUCAUCCUGUCCAUCGAGGACCACUGCAGCAUCGUCCAGCAGAGGAACAUGGCCUCCCACUUCAAGAAGGUCUUCGGGGACAUGCUCCUCACCAAGCCCGUGGACAUCAACGCCGACGAGCUGCCCUCGCCCACCCAGCUCAAGAAGAAGAUCCUGAUCAACCCUCAUUACUUCGUCCUGACGAGCAACAAGAUCUACUACUCGGAGGAGACCUCCCGCUACCAGUUCAACGAGGACGAGGAGGAGGUGGAGCAGAAGGAGGAGUUCAACAACAACGAGCUGCACUUCACGGAGAAGUGGUUCCACGGCAAGCUGGGAGGGGGCCGGGACGGGCGGCAGAUCGCCGAGAAGCUGCUGCACGAGUACUGCACCGAGACGGGCGGCAAGGACGGCACCUUCCUGGUGCGCGAGAGCGAGACCUUUGUGGGCGACUACACCCUCUCCUUCUGGAGGUCCAGCCGGGUGCAGCACUGCCGGAUCCACUCGCGGCAGGAGGCCGGGGCCACCAAGUUCUACCUGACGGACAACCUGGUCUUCGACAGCCUCUACAGCCUCAUCUGCCACUACCGGGAGGUGCCGCUGCGCUGCAACGAGUUCGAGAUGCGCCUCACCGACCCCGUCCCGCAGCCCAACGCCCACGAGAGCAAAGAGUGGUACCACGCCAGCCUGACGCGCCUGCAGGCCGAGCACAUGCUGAUGCGGGUGCCGCGCGACGGAGCCUUCCUGGUGCGCAAGCGCAGCGAGCCCAACUCCUACGCCAUCUCCUUCCGGGCGGAGGGGAAGAUCAAGCACUGCCGGAUCCAGCAGGAGGGGAGGCUCUUCAUGCUGGGCAGCUCGGCCGAGUUCGAGAGCCUGGUGGAUCUCAUCAGCUACUACGAGAAGCACCCGCUGUACCGCAAGAUGAAGCUGCGCUACCCCAUCAACGAGGAGACCCUGGAGAAGAUGGGCACCACCGAGCUGGACUAUGGAGCCCUGUAUGAGGUGCGGACCCCCCACUUCUACGUGGAGGCCAACAAGAUGCCCAUGGCCAGGUGCACGGUGAAGGCCCUGUACGACUACAAGGCGCAGCGGGAGGACGAGCUGUCGUUCUGCAAGCAGGCCAUCAUCCACAACGUGGACAAGCAGGACGGCGGCUGGUGGCGGGGGGACUACGGGGGCAAGAAGCAGCUCUGGUUCCCGGCCAACUACGUGGAGGAGAUUGUGGGCACCCAAGCGCCGGAGCAGGACGAGGCCUCCUCGGAAAACAGCCCCCUGGGGAACUUCCUGAAGGGAUUCAUCGACGUCCCGUCCUGCCACGUCGUGAUCUCCAAAGACGGCAGGAGCUCCAAACCAUUUGUCUUCACCAUCCAUUCCCAGCAGAUGUCCCACGCCGCCCAGUCCCUGGACGUGGCCGCGGACACGCAGGAGGAGCUCAGCGAGUGGGUGGCCAAGAUCCGGGAGGCCACGCAGAACGCGGACGCCCAGAUGCAGGAGGGGAAGAUCAUGGAGCGGAGGAAGAAGAUCGCGCUGGAGCUCUCGGAGCUGGUCGUCUACUGCCGCCCGGUGCCGUUCGAUGAGGACAAGAUCGGCACGGACAAGGCGUGUUACCGGGACAUGUCGUCCUUCCCGGAGACCAAGGCGGAGAAAUACGCCAACCGCAGCAAGGGCAAGAAAUUCCUGCAGUACAACCGGCGCCAGCUGAGCCGGAUCUAUCCCAAGGGCCAGCGCCUGGACUCCUCCAACUACGACCCACUGCCCAUGUGGAUCUGCGGGAGCCAACUCGUGGCCCUCAACUUCCAGACGCCCGACAAGCCCAUGCAGCUGAACCAGGCGCUCUUCAUGCUGGGGGGCCGCAGCGGGUACGUCCUCCAGCCCGACAUCAUGAGGGACGAGACCUUCGACCCCUUCGACAAGAACAGCCUGAAGAUCGUGGAGCCCAUCACGGUCCAGCUGCAGAUCCUGGGCGCCCGGCACCUGCCCAAGAACGGCCGGAGCAUCGUGUGCCCCUUCGUGGAGGUGGAGGUUUGCGGCUCCGAGUACGACAACAGCAAGAACAAGACGGAUGUCGUGGCCGACAACGGCUUCAACCCCGUGUGGCUCUUCAAGCAGUUCGUCUUCGACAUCAACAACCCCGAGUUCGCCUUCCUGCGCUUCGUGGUGUACGAGGAGGACAUGUUCAGUGACCCCAACUUCUUGGCACAGGCCACCUUCCCCGUCAAGGGCCUCAAAACAG